Molecule: messenger RNA, 2549 nt
Organism: Aedes aegypti (yellow fever mosquito)
Lineage: Eukaryota; Metazoa; Arthropoda; Insecta; Diptera; Culicidae
Gene: Lmx1a
Product: LIM homeobox transcription factor 1-beta
Exons: 4
Coding region: 603-1919 (438 amino acids)
Biological process (GO): neuron differentiation; regulation of transcription by RNA polymerase II
Cellular component (GO): nucleus
Molecular function (GO): RNA polymerase II transcription regulatory region sequence-specific DNA binding; DNA-binding transcription factor activity, RNA polymerase II-specific
Source: RefSeq, a predicted model, not a curated record
CGGAACACAUGUGACACCCGACCGGCUGCCGUCGCCGUGAAACAAAUAUUGCUGCGUUUCUGUGUUAGUAUCCGACCCUCUUUAGGCUUUCAUUUCAUCCGGAGCGCUUCUCCCUCCACUCUUUUCACUUCGUUUCACUUUACAGAAGAUAGGUAUGCGUAUCGCAUACUGUCAGCCCUUGCGUCUCCUGCUAACUGCCGUAAAUGUUGUUGACAUUCCUCGAUUCCACAUAUCCAUACCCUAGUUUUUAUUAUUCUUUUAUUCUUUCCAUGUUGACUACGACUGCUGCAUAGUUGGCAUUUCAUUUGAAGAAGAGCCCACCACAUGCGGAUUGUCGCUCGUAGCGUUCGGACGUGAUUGUUGUGCGCGCGCGUUGUCGUUGCUUCGCUAUCCACCGGCUCUGCAGGUACUCGUGCGUGAGUGAUAGUUGUUUUGACGGAGAUCACAGCGGUGAAUUCAUAGGAUUACAGUGAUACUGGAUGCUAAUCCACAAGGGAAACCCAUCCAAACAAAUGAUGUGCUAAUAGUGAGUGCGUGUGAGGAAAAGGGCAACAGCAGUGUGAUACGGUGAUAGUUGUACAAUUUACUACGGUGACCGGAAAAUGUUGGAAUUCUAUCACAACAUAGGCCUCAAUUCAGGAAUAACACAGGGACAAACAACGGAAUCAAAUUUGCAAGAUUGUCCUACUGACAGUAAUGAGCGAACAGACAUUGUUGGUACCAUCAAAAGCGAAAAGACGCAGGAAAUCUGCGAAGGAUGCGGCCAGAAAAUCAAAGACCGAUACUUUAUGAAACUCUCCCCGGACCAGUACUGGCACGAACAGUGCCUUCUUUGCUGCAUCUGCCACAUCCAGCUCAACCAGUCCUGCUACAUGAAAAACACCAAACUCUACUGCAAAGACGAUUACUAUCGAAUUUACGGCCUUUCGCCAAUGCAGCACCAACAGCAGCAACAAAGUGUGUCUCGCGAUUGUUAUGGAUGUGGUGAACGAAUUGCGCCCAACGAAAUGGUUAUGCGGGCGAAAGCGCUAGUCUACCACCUGAAUUGCUUUCUCUGCUAUACCUGCAACCGGCCUCUCCAAAAGGGUGAACCAUUCUCAUUGCGAGCCGGCAAGCUCAUUUGCCAACAUGACCUGGAGAAAGACAUGUACAGUACCUUGCAUCCGAUGCAUCCACAUCACAAUCAGCACACGUUGUUCAGCGAAGACGACUAUUUGCUGGAGGACGGUUUGCGGUCCCGAGACGGCCGGCGUGGCCCCAAACGACCGCGGACCAUACUGACGUCGGUGCAACGGCGCCAGUUCAAGGCAUCGUUUGACGUUUCGCCCAAACCCUGCCGGAAAGUUCGGGAAGCGCUUGCCAAGGAUACCGGCCUUUCGGUCCGAGUUGUACAGGUGUGGUUCCAAAAUCAACGAGCCAAAAUGAAGAAAAUAUCCCGGAAGAGCAAAGCGGCACAAAGCAACGGUAACAGCGAUGGCGACAAAAGCCAUUCGGAUAAGGAGGAUAAAUCCAUCAAGUUGGAAUCGCCGGUGAGCGAUCACAGUCAUUAUCUGGGCGUGGAUGGAUCGUUUGGAUCGACUAGUCAACCCCUGAAUCCAAAUCUACCUUAUUCACCAGAUUUCCCGGAAAAUUCGGACGCCAGCAUGUGCAGCAGUGACAUUUCGCUGGACGAGAGCUUCGACAACUUGGACGAGGCGACGUCGGACACCAUGUCGCUGCAGAACUUGGACCUACAAACGAGCCUGAACAGCAGCAGCAAUAGCAACAAUAGCACGAAAAAUACCAACACCAGUGCAAGUUUAGUCAAUCACAACAAUAACAACAUCAACGGUCUCAUGCCGGGAACCAACAUCACGCACAUAGAUAAGCUAUACCUGAUGCAAAACUCGUAUUUCAACGGCACUUCCAUUGAACAAUGAUGUGGGCGGAAAAUGAUGAGCAGAGUUUUGUAAAGGAAAAAGUUUUGUAAUCGGCAGAAAUUGGGAUAUAACAAACGUAGGCAACCUUAAAAUAAUUUUUAAAGGCCCAAUGGUUCAAAAAAGUUAUGUUCUUUUUUAAGCAAUGAAGGCAUGCGCGAAACUUAUAUUUCUUUACAGAUGAUCCAAACCAUGUUAGGACAAAUUUAUCACCAUGAUCUGAUUAUAUUGUUUGGGCCAUUAGAUACCCUUAUUUAACGUGAAUAUUAAAGCUAGUCAAUAACAAGUGAACAUAUAGAUGGCUGUAUUUCAUUCUUCUGCAUGCUAAGCAAUGGAUAGUUUAGAAAAUUCAACUACUUAACUAAGUUAUACGCCCUAAAAGACAGGUUAGUAUUUUCCGUACCAUUAAAAUACUAUGUUGAUACAAACGAAGUUUUUGUAAAUAUUGCAAUAGAUUGAUACAAAAUUUCAGUGGAAAAAAGACUACUACAUUGAAAUUUUUGUUUGUUAGAUACACAUUAUUUAAGCCGAAACCCACACAGGAAACAAGUCAUUUGGUAUAGUGAGUAACUACAUAAAACAUCCAUAAUAAGCAAUGUAAAAUUUUAGGCAAAGUAAACUUAUUUCAACCGA